Messenger RNA from Daldinia decipiens, 672 nucleotides. RefSeq lists its product as uncharacterized. The coding region runs from base 1 to 672 and encodes 223 amino acids. Gene Ontology annotation, biological process: RNA processing. The transcript has 2 exons. Lineage: Eukaryota; Fungi; Ascomycota; Sordariomycetes; Xylariales; Hypoxylaceae. The record is from RefSeq and is a predicted model, not a curated record. Gene Ontology annotation, cellular component: nuclear exosome (RNase complex); cytoplasm. Gene Ontology annotation, molecular function: RNA binding.
AUGACGCAGGCAGUUGCGGUUGCGGUUCCUGGGCAGCUUCUUGGCCCUGCGGAUAAGUACUCCGCGGGCGCCGGGACGCAUAUCCACGAGGCGAACUUGUACUCGUCGCUGCUGGGCACAGUCGCUGUCGCGCAGCCUGAGAAGGUGCCUGGGCCUGCGAAGAGGUUGACGAGGAUUACAGCGUUGGCGGCGGGCAAUAAUGGCAGCAACAAUAACAGCGGCGGCGGCAGCAGCAGCAAUACCCUACCCACGAUCUCAGUCUCGCGCUCAGGUGUUUCGGAGAAGCGCGAGGUCCUACCCGAAGUCGGUAACGUGGUACUAUGCCGCGUAACGCGCAUCACGCCGAAGCACGCAUCGGUUGCGAUCCUCGUCGUCGGCGACACGGUACUCGAGGCCGAGUGGCAGGGCUUGGUCCGGGUGCAGGAUGUCCGAGCUACGGAGAAGGACAGGGUCAAGAUAUACGAGAGCUUCCGGCCGGGCGAUAUCGUGAGGGCGCAGGUGAUCUCACUCGGCGACCAGGCUAAUUAUUACCUCUCGACCGCGAGCAACGAACUCGGCGUCAUCAUGGCUACGAGCGAAGCUGGGAACCCGAUGUUUCCCGUCAGCUGGAAGGAGUAUAAAGACCCGGAGACUGGCCUUGGCGAGCCCCGGAAGGUCGCAAAGCCGUUUUGA